This is a messenger RNA of Aedes aegypti (yellow fever mosquito), 9603 nucleotides long. It is a transcript of the gene cher, whose product is annotated as filamin-A. Gene Ontology annotation, molecular function: actin filament binding. Bases 497 to 8578 code for a protein of 2693 amino acids. The transcript has 20 exons. NCBI's taxonomy places the organism in Eukaryota, Metazoa, Arthropoda, Insecta, Diptera, Culicidae. The record is from RefSeq and is a predicted model, not a curated record. Gene Ontology annotation, biological process: actin cytoskeleton organization.
GUUUCGAUUCUCAACUCGCUCGGUAAAGUCGUCUCAAGUCCCAAACGCCCCACAGUCAGUGCGGAACCACGCAAACCGCCCCGGUACCGUUUACCCUUCCCCUCUUAUUCAUCUCGUGCGAUCCGUGCGUGCGUGAAAUACAAGUGAAUGUGUUCGUGAAAGAAGGUGAAAUUAUUACUUUGAGAUUUUCCAAAGUAUCCAGCGAGAGUGACUAAAUGAUUGCGGCCAGAUUGCGUUUGUUAGUGGUGUUGGUGAAGUGAUCCGCCGGAGAGUGAUCUGUAACAAAAGUCGCGAUCAACCUGCACGGCAGGCAGCCCUCGGCGGGAAUUAGUGUUGGUGAAGAAACGAUCAACAAGUGGUUUGUUUGAGCGUGGUGUUGUUUUGAGCCGGUUCCAUUUCGGGAGAGAGCGGUACAGAGUAAACAAAACGCUUUCGGCCGUUCGGGGCGUCGUCGAAGUCUUGGCCGAAGAGAGAGAGAGAGAAUCCCGUGAUAGCCAUGUAUGGACGAUCGAGCAUAAAUUCCGUCGCUGGCGGUAGCGGCGAUUGCGGAGGAGAUGAUGGAGUCCCUGACAUGGGCGGCAGAGCCCAAAGCCUCGUCAGCAGCUCCAGCAAUACCAGCAGUAGUGUUGGUGGUGGUGGUGGCUGCGAUUCUUCGACGUCGUCUACGUCCUCGUUAGUUGAAUCCGGACCGCGUUCAAGUCGAGACGUUCGUCGCAGUAUCUCCUCUUCUAAUCAGAAAACCGGCAACGGUAGCAGUUGCAAUUCUUCGGUGGACAGUCGAAUCUUGGGCCCUCGAAUUGUUGGUAGCCCGUCGUCGGAGUUGUAUGAUCAAAAUAUUUUGAAGAACCGGGCCAGUGUCCUCAGUCAACUGAGCAGCGUUUUCGGCCAGAGGAUCAACAGCAGCAGCAACUUGGUGCAACAGCGGCAGAACCCCCAGGGAGCCCAGCCCCAGUACUACCAGGAGCUCACGGCCCAGCAGCAACCGCGCGAGUACGACGACCCGGAGGACGAGGAAGCCGAGAUGGAAGCGGAACGUGAACUGGCCGAAGAUGCCCAGUGGAAGCGGAUACAGCAGAACACUUUUACCCGGUGGGCCAACGAGCACCUCAAGAUCAUCGACAAGAACAUUGCCAGCCUGGAGUCCGACCUUUCGGACGGGUUGAAGCUGAUCGCCCUGAUCGAGGUGCUGUCGCAGAAGCGCAUGAGCAAACACAACAAGCGGCCCACGUUCCGCAGCCAGAAGCUGGAGAACGUUUCGGUGGCGCUAAAGUUUCUCGAGUGCGAAGGAAUCAAGAUCGUCAACAUUGAUUCGUCCGACAUCGUGGACUGCAAGCUGAAGCUGAUCAUGGGUCUGAUAUGGACAUUGAUCUUGCACUACUCGAUCUCGCUGCCGAUGUGGGAAGGCGACGACAGCGAGAAUCAGGCCAACGGCAACAACACAACCCCCAAGCAGCGACUCAUGAACUGGAUUCACCGGCUGGUUCCGGACCUGCCGAUCAACAACUUCACAAACGAUUGGACCAGUGGCAAGGCCAUUGGUGCCCUGGUGGACGGAGUGGCCCCGGGUCUGUGUCCCGAUUGGCCCAUGUGGGAUCCCAAGGAUGCCGUCCAGAACGCAACCGAGGCCAUGGGUCUGGCCGAUGAUUGGCUCGACGUGAGGCAGCUGAUUCGGCCGGAGGAAAUGGUCAACCCGAACAUCGACGAGCAGUCCAUGAUGACCUACCUCUCACAAUAUCCGAACGCCAAACUGAAGCAGGGCGCACCCUUGCGGCCCAAAACCAACCCGAACAGUACUCCACCGCCGCGGGUUCGCGCGUACGGUCCAGGCAUCGAACCAACCGGACCGGUUGUUGGAGCUCCCGCCAACUUCACCGUGGAAACCUUCUCCGCUGGUAAAGGAACCGUCGACGUGGCCGUCGUCAACCCGAACGGCAACUCCGAGAAGGUGGACUGUCGCUUCAACAACGACAAGAACCUCACCUACUCGUGUUCGUACGUGCCGAAGAUCGAGGGUCCGCACAAAGUUUACGUCAAGUUCUGCGGCCGGGACAUCCCCAAGAGUCCCUACGAGGUGCUCGUGGACAGCCAGGCCGGUGAUCCGUCCAAGGUGACAGCCAGCGGGCCCGGUAUCCAGCCGGACGGAGUCACCGUCAACAAGCAGACAUACUUUGAAAUUUCGACCAAGGACGCUGGAAAGGGAGUGCCCGAAGUAAUUAUCCUCGAUCCAGCUAACCACAAGACGUCGGUGGCUGCGAAGCUUCGUCAACUUGCUCAAAAUCACUACCGGUGCGAGUACACCGCCAACCAGGUGGGUCUGCACUCGGUGAAUGUGUUCUACAAUGGACAGCAGAUCAAGAACAGUCCGUUCGGAGUUCGAGUGGCUCCAGUUUGUGAUCCCAAGAAGGUCAGAGCGAGUGGUCGGGGACUUCAACCGGUUGGAGUUCGCGUGAAUGAUGAAGAUUGUACCUUCCGUAUCUACACGGAAGGUGCUGGCGAAGGCAUCCCGGAAGUUAAAGUAUUCGGUCCGGGAGGUGUUAUCCCCGAGUACAGCAUCCGUAAGGUUGACGGUACAACCUAUGAAGCUCAAUACAUUCCAUUGAAGGAGGGUCGCUACAAGAUUCUGGUGCUUUUUGGCGGAGUGGAGAUCCCCAAGUCACCCUUCGAAGUUAAGGUUGGUCCCCAAAAGCAUACCUCAAUAGUGGCGUAUGGUCCUGGACUUAAAUCCGGAAUGGUUGGAAAUCCGGCGAGCUUCGUGGUUGAAACCAACGGCGAAACCGGUAAUCUAGGCUUCAGCAUUGCUGGCCCCUCGCAAGCAGAGAUUGAAUGCCAUGACAAUGGGGAUGGUUCAGCUCUAGUCAAAUAUCAUCCAACCGCCCCGGGUGAAUACGCUGUACAUAUCUUAUGCGACAGUGAAGAUAUCCCGAAGAGUCCUUAUAUCGCACAUAUUUUGCCCAAGGUGGAUGACUUCCAUCCCGAGCUGGUCAAGGUAUCUGGUCCCGGAAUAGAAAAGAACGGAAGCGUCAUUACGAACAAACCAACUGAAUUCACUGUUGACGCCACCAAAGCCGGAGACGCCCCUCUGGAGGUGAAGAUCAACGACGUGUUCGCCAAUACCAUUCAGCACAAGUUCAUGAAGAACUCGGAUGGCACCAAGAAGGUUUUGUACACCGCACCAACUGCUGAUCCCGUCACCGUCGAGGUGAACUACGGAGGGGUCGCUAUCCCUGGAUCGCCAUUCCGAGUUAACGUGUCGACUCCGUUGGAUCCAUCCAAGGUUCAGUUCUUCGGACCGUGGUUGGAGUCCGGCAACCGGCCUAAUGCAGCCACUCACUUCAACGUCGACGCCAGAAACGCUGGCAACGGACUGUUGGAAGUCAAUCUCAUCCACGAAGAAACGAAGCAAAAGAUUCCAGUGCGUAUCAUCGAUAACGACGACAACACCUACGCUGUGGAAGUGAUUCCCCCAUUGGCCGGAACCUACACCACGAACCUGGUCUAUGGAGGACUCAAAGUCCCGAUUGCUCCGAAAGUUACCGUCAACCCAGCGGUGGACGUCUCCAAGAUCAAAGUUGAUGGCUUAGAACCAACGGCACCGUUGAACAGUCUUCAACAGUUCCGAGUGAUAACAAACGGCAUCGGCAAGGCCGAUCUUGCCGUUACAAUCACUAGCCCUUCGGGGAACCGCAUCAAAGCGCACGUCAUUCCUACGGCGGAAGGUUUCCUCGUCAAUUUCACUCCCACCCAGCUCGGAGAGUACCUUCUCAGUGUAAGUUUCGGUGGUACACCGAUAACUCCCCAACCCUUCCGACUGCAGUGUCUAGUAGGUUCCGAUUCGCGUAAGGUUCAGGCCAGCGGGCCUGGCUUGAUUAGAGGCAUCAUCAAUCGACCGGCGGAGUUCAUGAUCGAUACCCGAGGUGCCGGUCAGGGUGGGCUAGGAGUCACCGUUGAAGGUCCCUGUGAAGCUGCCAUCAACUGCAGGGAUAAUGGCGACGGAACGUGCAACGUAGCCUAUCUACCGACGGAGAUCGGAGACUACACCAUCAACAUCACGUUCAACGACGACCACAUCGCCGGGUCACCCUUCCAGGCGAUCAUCCUCCCUGAACCGAACCUGAGCCGCAUCCGGGUGUCCGGAAUGGGAAUCCAACCGCAUGGUGUCAUCAUGAACGCUCCGACCGACUUCAUGGUCGAUAUGAGCAAGGUUGGGGACGACGUGGACAAGAGCAAGCUCUCCUGCAACAUCUUCGAUCCACGUGGCAAUGAAAUCCCGAGUAAGCUAGUACCAAGCGAUAACAGCGACAUCUUCCGGAUCAUGUACACCCCAUUCGAAGCAGGUCGUCAUACCAUCGACCUCCUCUACGAUAAUGUGCCAGUACCGGGAUCGCCGUUCGUCGUCAAUGUCAAAUCCGGCUGUGAUCCGACUCGUUGUCGUGCUUACGGUCCAGGUCUUGAACACGCCCUGACUGAUCAGUCAGCUACGUUCACGGUGGAGACUCGAGGUGCCGGUGCUGGAGGUCUGUCGCUUGCCAUCGAAGGACCUUCUGAGGCCAAGAUGAGUUGCACCGACAACCGUGACGGAUCGUGCGACGUUGAAUACGUGCCAACCGAGCCGGGAGAGUACGAUAUUACAAUCCGUUUCGCUGAGAAGCACAUCCCCGGAUCGCCGUUUAAGGUUAUCGUCAACGAGUCGACUCGUCCGGAGAAGGUCAAGGUCUACGGUCCUGGAAUUGAGCAUGGGCAAGUUUGCGAAGGAGUCCCGGCAGAGUUCUAUAUCGAUUGCGGACAGGCUGGACCUGGUGCGGUCGCUGUCAAGCUGACCUCGUCCGAUGGAAACCCAAUAAAGGUGCACGUUGAGGACAAGGGCGAUGGUGUCUACGCUGUUUCCUACAGUCCUCCCAAAGAAGGAUCAGUCCUCACUGCUAAGGUUCGCUUCGCCGAUCAGGAUGUUAGCUGCAGUCCGUUCGUUAUGACCGUUCAACCCGCCCCAACGGACGCAUCUCCCUUCAAAGUCUACGGAGAUGCCGCCACCAAGAAGAAUCUCCCCGCAUCGCUGCCGGCCAAGUUCCAAAUCGACGCUCCGAAGAAGGGCACCACCGGAGCAACGGGCAAGGAGGACAUCAACGUUAGUAUUAAGGGUCCCGACGGAAAGUCGCUGGUGCCCAAGAUGGAACAGGUCGAGGAUGGUACGUACGCUGUGACGUUCGUGCCGGACGAGUGCGGACCCUACAAUGUCAGUAUUAAGUGCGGCGGAAAGGACGUGGUAGGAUCGCCUUUCCUGCUGCAGGCCAUCCCCACCGGGGAGGCGGAGAAAGUAAAACUCUUGGAGGCUAUUCCAACUAAUCAAGAGUACGGCAAGAAGAACCAUGUGGCCGUCGAUGCGCGAGAGGCUGGAACCGGCGCGGUUACCUGCAAGAUUGUGUCCCAUUCUGAAGCUGGGGACGUCGACCUGGAGGUGAUCGAAAAGGACGGCUUCUUUGACAUCUUCUACACCCUCAAGGACCCGGGCGACUACGACCUGGACAUCAAAUUCGGCGGCCAGCACAUCCCCAACGGCACGUUCACCAUCAAGGCCGUUGAGAACGUCGAGCAACAGGUGACGAGCACCACCAGCAGCACAACCAAAUCCUCAUCGGCAACCGUUUCGGAGAAUCAGCAAAUCUACCAGCAUCAGGAAUCCUACGUAGAGCAGGUCUCGUCCGUGUCCAAAUCCAAACUAUUCCACCAGCAAACCGCGUGCGAGGAGUUCCUUGUCCGCGAACGCCAACUAGUCAACGGCAAAUACGAAAACGGUUUGAGCAACGGUCACCACGCCGCCGUUACAACCAACGGUAACCACGUGCACUCGUCUUCGACGACCUCGGUGAACGCCGUUAACAACUCCAGCAAUAGUAGCAGUAGUGUUAGCAAAACUAGCUCGGCAGUGCAGGAAACCUGUACCACUAGUAGUCACACCACUAGCACUAGCGCCGUUACCAGCAGUGGUGCCAACCGACUGCGAGAUUUCAAACUCGAACGGUUGAACCUGCCGCAGACCGGGGGUGCAGUGAGCGCCGACAUCAAGAUGCCCAGCGGAGAAGUAGACAAGCCAGUCAUCGACGACAACCACGAUGGAACCGUGUCGAUCCGGUACGACCCGAAGGAGGAAGGCAUCCACGAGCUGGCCGUCAAGUACAACGGCGAACACGUGCAGGGAUCUCCCUUCAAGUUCCACGUCGAUUCCAUCUCCAGCGGCUACGUGACGGCGUACGGUCCCGGGCUAACCCAUGGCGUCACCGGAGAACCGGCUCAGUUCACCAUCUCCACCAAGGGAGCCGGUGCCGGUGGACUGCAGAUGGCCGUCGAAGGUCCUAGCAAGGCGGAUAUCACCUACCACGACAAUAAGGACGGAACGGUGUCUGUAUCCUACCUGCCAACUGCGCCCGGCGAGUACAAGAUCUCCGUCCGGUUCGGUGACAAGCAUAUCAAGGGCUCACCAUUUUUCGCCAAGAUCACUGGUGAAGGCCGGAAGCGUAACCAGAUCUCCGUAGGUUCCUGCUCGGAGGUCACUCUGCCCGGCGUUAUCUCCGAUCAGGAUCUCCGUUCGCUCAACGCUUCCAUCCAGGCUCCAUCGGGGCUGGAGGAGCCGUGCUUCUUGAAGCGCAUGCCCACCGGCAAUAUCGGCAUCUCGUUUACACCUCGUGAAAUCGGCGAACACACCGUUUCGGUCAAACGACUCGGAAAGCACAUCGCCAACUCCCCGUUCAAGGUGAAUGUAUGCGAACGUGAAGUGGGCGAUGCCAAGAAGGUCAUCGUCACCGGCAGUGCCCUCCAAGAGGGCAAAACCCAUACCGAAAACGUCUUCUCCGUGGACACCCGCAACGCAGGCUACGGUGGUCUAUCACUGUCCAUUGAAGGACCUAGCAAGGCCGAAAUCCAAUGCACUGACAAAGAGGACGGCACCUUGAACAUCUCCUACAAACCAACCGAACCGGGCUACUACAUCGUUAACCUGAAAUUUGCCGAUCAUCACGUCAAUGGAUCGCCCUUCACCGUUAAGGUAUCCGGUGAGGGAACCAACCGACAACGCGAGAAGAUCCAACGCCAACGCGACGCCGUCCCGGUCACCGAAGUCGGCAGCCAAUGUAAGCUUACGUUCAAAAUGCCAGGAAUUACCUCAUUCGACCUGUCCGCAACCGUAACCUCGCCCGGAGGAGUCACCGAGGACGCCGAAAUCCAAGAAAUCGAAGACGGCCUCUACGCGGUGCACUUCGUGCCGAAAGAACUCGGCGUACACACCGUUUCCGUCAAGUACAAGCAGAUACAUAUUCCUGGAUCUCCAUUCCAGUUCACGGUCGGUCCACUGAAGGACACCGGUGCCCAUUUGGUGAAGGCCGGUGGACCAGGUCUGGAGCACGGUGAACAGGGAGUGCCAUGCGAGUUCAACGUGUGGACCCGCGAGGCCGGCGGUGGCACCCUGGCCAUCUCCGUCGAGGGUCCCAGCAAGGCCGAAAUCGAGUUCAAGGACCGCAAGGACGGCUCGUGCGACGUGUCGUACGUCGUCAGCGAACCAGGUGACUACCGCAUUGGACUGAAGUUCAACGACCGCCAUAUUCCGGAUUCGCCAUUCAAGGUUUACGUAUCGCCGGCCAUGGGUGAAGCCCACAAGUUGGAGAUUGCCCAGUUCCCAAGUGGACCGGUGCAAGCUGACAAGCCUGCUCAGUUCAUGGUCCGAAAGAAUGGUGCCAAGGGUGACCUAGACGCCAAGGUCGUUGCCCCAUCGAACAACGAGGAUGAUUGCUUCAUCCAGCUGAUCGAUCAGGACCAAUACUCGGUGCGUUUCUACCCCCGCGAGAACGGAAUCCACGCCAUCCACGUCAAAUUCAACGGAGUGCAUAUCCCCGGAUCGCCGUACCGUAUCAAGGUUGGCAAGGAUGACGUCGACCCGGCUGCAGUGCACGCCUCCGGUAAAGGCCUAGGCGACAUCAAGACCGGCGAGAAAACCGACCUCAUCAUCGACACCUGCAACGCUGGCGCUGGAACCCUGGCCGUUACCAUUGACGGACCCUCCAAGGUAGCUAUGGACUGCACCGAGGUCGAGGAAGGCUACAAAGUACGAUACACUCCACUGCUACCGGGACACUACUACAUGACCAUCAAGUACAACCAGAUGCAUAUCGUCGGAUCGCCGUUCAAGAUCAAGUGUACAGGUGAUAAACUCGCGGAGGAAGGUGGCCAGGAAACGUCCUCGGUCGUAGUGGAAACGGUGGCCAAGGUGUCGAAGGGAGGCAACCGAACCGGAGUCAUUCUGCCCAUCUUCAAAUCGGACGCCAGCAAAGUGCAAUCCAAGGGCAUGGGACUCAAGAAGGCGUACCUCGGCAAACAGAACCAGUUCACGCUGAAUGCCGGAGAUGCAGGAAACAACAUCCUAUUCGUGGGCAUUUACGGACCGAAGGGACCCUGCGACGAAGUGUUCAUCAAGCAUACCGGCCGCAACCAGUACCAGGUAAACUAUCUGGUCCGCGAGCGUGGCGACUACAUUCUGCUGGUGAAAUGGGGCGACGACCAUAUUCCCGGUUCCCCGUUCAAGGUCGAAGUGUAAGCCGCCCCCUCUGGUCACCACCGGAGAAAUCCAUCGCCACCGCCACGUCGUCACCGUCGUCUUCGUCCAUCCCCUCCUGUUCACCAUUGCAGAGAAAUGCGUCGUUGUGUGUGUGCGCGUUAGUUGUGCCUCCCCUAGAAGAAAACCACUUCAAACCUGUACUUUUUGGGGGGAUUCGACCCCAACCGACACCGUUCGAAGGUCUCGGUAGCCGCCAUUUUGUUUUAUUUCUAUUAAGAUACACCAUCACUCUACAAACAACUCGAACGAGAGGGCCAGUCAGUGUCAUUUUAAGUUACUCUACUCUUGGAGCCAGCAAACUACAUUUUAUUCAUGAAAGACAUGAUCAAUCGAUACCAAGAACUCAACAUCUCGACGUCCUGCAAUCACCCGACACUCGAAAUGCUACAACACACAAAAACAUUUGUUUUUAUCUAGAUAGGGAAGUUCACAACCAGGCGGGACCUAAAACACAGAGUUGUAACAGUCCGCUGAUAAAUAAGUUUAUGAAAAUUGAAUUCUCUCACAGAAACAUAAAAUCGAACACAUACGUGCCUCCAGACAAAGACAAACACGACUUUGAACAACCCCACGAAACAGAUGAGACCCGUAGAAUUCAAUUCGCCGCAAAAGGACAUCCAACAGCAGCGAGAGCGAGAGAAAGAGGAAACAUAUUAAUGUUAUUCUAGUUAUUAUCAAUUUACGAUAAUGUUCGAUUAAGUUUAUCCUUCCAUGUCUUUUCGCAAACUUUUCCUCAUCUGUUUAAGUAUAGCAUCACUACAGAUAGUUUUCGCAUCUCCAUCGUACUCUGUUUUAGACCUUAGACAUUUUCUUUUCGUUUCCGUCUACCUUCUCAAAAAAUGUUAUUAUAUCUGUUUUCUUAUAUUUUGAUCUGUAUGUUUACCUUACGUUGAAUCAUUUUUAAGAGCCAAGAGAGAAGAAAUGGUAUCAGAAUUAUUUAUUAUUUCUUUCAAAAGGAAUCAUUUUUAAAAAUAUCAAAAUAAAAACGUUAAAUAAUAACAGUG